This is a messenger RNA of Naegleria gruberi, 868 nucleotides long. RefSeq names its product translocon-associated protein, alpha subunit. The coding region runs from base 30 to 797 and encodes 255 amino acids. NCBI's taxonomy places the organism in Eukaryota, Heterolobosea, Eutetramitea, Acrasida, Naegleriidae. The record is from RefSeq and is a predicted model, not a curated record. Gene Ontology annotation, cellular component: endoplasmic reticulum; endoplasmic reticulum membrane. The transcript has a single exon.
AACACACAAAAAAAUACAUCAAUAUCAUCAUGAAGUAUUUCAACACAAAACGCACCGUGUUGUUCUUGAUAGGAGCUUUGCUCAUCUCAACUUUAUUUUUCGUAGGAAUUAGAGCUCAAGAAGAGGAAGAAAUUAAAGAUGAACCUAUUCUUGAAGAACAAGAUACACAAGGAUACAUUUCCUCACCUGAUGUUGUUCCAUAUGCAUUGUUAAAUCAAGAUCAAAAGACUGUUGAAUUAGGCAAGGAAACUGAAGUCGUUUUGGGUUUCUUGAACACUGGUGAUCUUCCAUUCAGCGUCCAAUUCAUCCGUGGUUACCUCCUCAUGAAUCAAGAUCAACCUUACAUUGUUCAAAACUUUACUGGUGCUCUCCAAAACGUUACUGUUGGUCCAGAAGAAACUGCUACCUUCUCCUACAAGUUCACUCCAGAAAAGAUGUUGGAUUCCCGUGAAUAUACCGUCAUGGUUGAUGUCUUUUAUUUGAAUGUUGAAAACGAUACCUUCUCCACCACUUUCUUCAAUCAAACUAUUCAAUUUGUUGAAGCUGCUGAAUCUGCUGAUUUUGAAACUGUCUUCUCCUACAUUUCCCUCUUCGGUAUGUUGGGUUUGAUGGCUUUCGGUGCUUGGUACUUGUUCAAGGGUACUCCACAAUACAAGAAGGUCUUUGGUGCUUCCUCUGCUUCUUCCACCACUACCUCCACUGAAAAUAUUGUCACUGACAAGAAUAAGAAUACUAUUAAUUUGGACUUUAUUCCACAAGAACACAGAAAGCAUCUCAAGUUGGCCAAGAAGGACUAAGUUGAAUGUACUAGAGUUUUUUCAAAUUUUCAAAACGAUAUUGUUGUAAUAAAAAUAUAAUUAUUUAAUUU